Molecule: messenger RNA, 3852 nt
Organism: Betta splendens (Siamese fighting fish)
Lineage: Eukaryota; Metazoa; Chordata; Actinopteri; Anabantiformes; Osphronemidae
Product: striatin-like
Exons: 17
Coding region: 132-2474 (780 amino acids)
Cellular component (GO): dendrite
Molecular function (GO): protein-containing complex binding; calmodulin binding; armadillo repeat domain binding
Source: RefSeq, a predicted model, not a curated record
AGCUGUCAGAAAGUGAGUUCAUUCCCCCGAGCCAAGGAGACGGAGCGCCGUCGACAGCUUUUUACCCUUCCGUUGGUACGUAGCGCUCCGAGUCUGCGAGGGAACGGACAAACCUUUCCCCGAGCCCGGCCAUGGACGAGCAGGCGGGGCCCGGCGUGUUCUUCAACAACAAUAACAACUCUGUUUUACCCGGCGGUGGGAAAGGACCGCUGCCUGACGGCGACGCUGGGGAGGCGGCGAGGGCGCAGUACAGUAUCCCGGGGAUCUUGCACUUCCUGCAGCACGAAUGGGCCCGUUUCGAAGUAGAGAGAGCACAAUGGGAGGUAGAACGCGCCGAACUGCAGGCUCAAAUCGCCUUUCUGCAGGGGGAGAGGAAGGGCCAGGAGAACUUGAAGAAAGACCUUGUGAGGAGGAUCAAAAUGCUGGAGUACGCGCUAAAACAGGAGAGAGCAAAGUACCACAAGUUAAAAUAUGGGACAGAGUUAAAUCAGGGUGACAUGAAGCCUCCAAGCUACGACUCUGAUGAGGCCAAUGAGAACGAGACGUCUGGAUCGCUCAACAAUCAGCUGUCCUGGAAACAAGGCCGUCAGCUCCUCAGACAGUACCUGCAGGAGGUGGGCUACACAGACACCAUCUUAGACGUGAAGUCUCAACGUGUCCGAGCACUGCUUGGACUAGCGGGCGACGGAGGCGGUAAGACGGGUGAAAGAACCGGUUCUGAUCUUCUGGUCAAUGGAACAGACACGACAAAAAGCAUGGGGAGCAGAGGGAAAGCUGAGCUUUCUGACACCAGUGCUGUGCUGGAGGCCUUCAAGUUCAUUGAGAAUGCAGCAGCUGAAUUUAGUGAUGAAGAUGAGGAUGAGGACAGUGAGGGAAAGGACCGGACUCACGUGGAAUCCAGGACGAUCAUGAGGAAGAAGCCUCCAUCAUCUUCAUCUCCUGCUAAUAUGGACACCAGUGAGGAUCCUGACGCAGAGGAGGCACUGAAGGGCUUUGAUUUUCUGUCCAGCACCGACGAGAUGGACACCUCACCGGAGUCCAGAGGCACUGGGGACGGCACAGACUGGGAGAAGGACGAGCAAGGUCCCAUUUCUGAGGCCUGGGACGUGGACCCGGGCCUGAUAACCAAACUCAAGGAGCAGUACAAAAAGGAGCGCAAGGGGAAAAAGGGGGUGAAGAGGCCAAACCGGUCCAAACUGCAGGACAUGUUGGCCAACCUGAGAGAUGCAGAGGACUUGUCCCACAUGCAACCCCCAUCGACCCCUCAGUCCCGCCCCAACGUGGUCCGCUUCAACGAGCACGACGGGACCCGGACCGAUGAAGUUGAGGCGCUGACCUUCCCACCCACCUCAGGGAAGUCAUUCAUCAUGGGCACAGAUGAAGCUAUGGAGAGCGAGCUGGGACUGGGGGAGCUGGCUGGACUCACCGUGGCAAACGAGGCCGACAGCCUUGGAUACGAUAUUGGCAACAACAAGGAUGCCAUGAGAAAGACGUGGAACCCCAAAUUCACCCUGCGUAGCCAUUUCGAUGGGAUUCGUGGUCUGACGUUUCAUCCCGUCGAGCCGGUUCUCAUCACAGCUUCAGAGGACCACACCCUCAAGAUGUGGAACCUGCAAAAAACUGCUCCUGCCAAAAAGAGUACAUCUUUAGAUGUGGAACCAAUCUACACUUUCAGGGCCCACAGGGGGGCUGUACUGAGUGUUGUAAUGAGCAAUACAGGGGAACAGUGUUUCAGUGGAGGUGUUGACGGGACUAUACAGUGCUGGAACACCCCCAGUCCCAACAUCGACUCCUACGACUCCUAUGACCCGUCGGUGCUACGUGGAGCACUGACUGGACACACUGACUCAGUUUGGGGUCUGGUGUACAGCAGCGCACACCAGCGCCUCCUUUCCUGCUCUGCAGAUGGGACCGUGAGAUUAUGGGACCCGAACACCACCUCCCCUGCUCUUGCAGUGUUCAAUGAAAACAAAAAACUAGGAGUUCCCUCCUCUGUAGACUUGGUCUGCAGUGAUCCAGCCCACUUGGUCACAUCAUUCACAAAUGGAGAGAUCGGCUUGUUUAACAUGGAAACGCGCCAGAUGGUUCUCAGCCUGGAGUCAAAUACAGAGCCAGGCACUCCCUGUCAGAUCAAUAAGGUCCUCAGCCACCCGACUCUUCCCAUCACCAUCACAGCACAAGAGGACAGACACAUCAAGUUCUUUGACAACAACAGCGGGAAACUAAUUCACUCCAUGGUGGCUCACCUUGAUGCUGUCACCAGCUUAGCUGUCGAUCCUAAUGGACUUUAUCUCAUGUCAGGCAGUCACGAUUGCUCUAUUCGCCUCUGGAACCUUGAGAGCAAAACCUGCAUCCAGGAGUUCACAGUUCAUAGGAAGAAGUUCGAGGAGUCGAUCCACGAUGUAGCUUUUCACCCGACUAAAUGUUACAUCGCCAGCGCCGGAGCAGACGCUCUUGCAAAGGUGUUCGUAUGACGCGGAGCUGUGUCUGUCCCUGCAGCCCAGCUCUCUGAUUCAGCCUCCCAUCAUAAGGGACCAAUGGAGACACAGCAGGGGAAAGACCUUCAGCCACAGGUCCAGUCCCACCUCACACAGCCCACUGGUUUCCUGUCGGACUGGCAGACUAUGUAGCCACUAGCCCCAAACGGGCUGUGACUCUCCAUAUAAAAGGGUCAGCAGGGAGGCCAGUCAGCAGAACUGCUCCCCUGCCCCCCCCUCCCUUCACCCAUCCAGGCAGGCCCUGGUGUGACCGGCCACAGCGCCCCUGAAGACAGACUCCAACUCAACCCUCAUAGCAAGGAGGCUCAGGACAAGUGUUAGAAGCGUGGAGUAGAGAAACGUGGUUUUCUUUCCCUGGGACCCUCCGAAUCCCUCAGGCCCUCGCUCUCCCCCUCAGACACGAGGCCCACGCCCUUUACUCCAAGUCAGGUUUUCGUGUUGUAUUGUUCCAGAUAGCUGGGGUACUGAAGGCUUGCUGGAGCUGUCGCGGAAGCCUCUUUCCUCCUCCUCCUCCUCUGCUUCCCAGACUGACUCUGCUUGCUAGCCUGCCUUUGUUUUCCUUUUUAAAACACGUAUUGACAAAUGUGCCUUUGCUUUAAAAAGGUCUUGAAAAAUGUUAUUUUAACAAGCUUGUUUUGGGGAACAGGGAGGGACGGGAUGGCGGAGAAACGGAGCCGGUUGUCACAAUGUUGUCGAUUUUAACAUUGGAUGUAAAAUUACAAAUGCUUAUAAUAAACAAAAUAUAUAUUCAGUCUUAAGAUUUACUGUGCAGCGUGAGUUUGAGUGGUCCUUUUUGAUAAGUGUGGUUGGGGAAUCAAUUUUGUGCAUUUCAAGGCAAAGCUGGUAGAUACAGACCAUUAAAUAUAAUGCCUGUUUGUUAGAUUCAAGUAAUUGUACACUUCAGAAGUAAAUUACAAACCUAUGUGUCCAAAGUAAACCAUCUUGGUUAUAUAAAUACAAUUCAAACUUGGUUGUAGAUGUCCAUGUUAGGAAUCACUGACUUUGGCCAGUUUGCUCUUGUUUGAAUUGAAUGGCUUGUACUGUAUGUAGUUAUUUUUUCCCCCCACUUGUGUGGACGCGCUUGACUACAAUGUGAUGUAUCAUGUCCAGAUAUUUACAGUAGUCUGACGUUUAGCAGGACAUUAGUGCAGUACUGUAGGAGUUAACCAUCUGUCACUGAGGGAGCAGGCGUCCUGCAAAUGCCAGUUUACAGUAAGCAGCGAGGAGGGAACGAGUGUGGGUUUAAGGAACGAAUCUAUCGAGAUGUUGUACAUGUACAGCUUCCAAUGAGCCAUUUUCUCAGUCACUGGUUUGUAUAUGAAACAUGUUCAAAUAAAACCUGCUGUAAAAAGUU